CCAUCCAUAUAUCAUUUGUAUUUUUGUACAUCCCCGUGAAUGCAAGUGCAGUGAUCGCUCCCUGUUUUACCAGAACAAAAUGAGCUUUAAAGUAGAGACCAAGGCCUUCCAGAGCCCAGAUCUUCAUUGUGAAGACGAAAAUGAUCCGGUUGUAAGCCACAUUGAGCAGGAGCCAAAUGGCGACUUUAAGCUGGCUUUCUAUGUUCCAAGGUCGUGUUAUGGGAGAUUAAUUGGUCUCAAAGGUGCUACAAGGCGCAGCAUUCAGGAUUUAACCAACUCCGAGGUCAGCAUUCCAGGUUUGAUGGAUAAAUCUACUGACGUGGUUAUAAGGGCCAAGCAACGCAGUCACGUGGUCGCUGCACUGCGUCAGAUCCGCCAUCUUAUCACCUCCCAGCGAAAGAGGGCCACCCACUUUUUGACCGUAACUCUGAACUCUGGUAAUAUUCAGGAUCGUUAUGUUGAACUUAAGAGAAACAUUUUGGAGGCCAAGUUUCCAGGAAUCGAUGAGGGGCUAUUCAUAUCGGAGAACUGCUUGCAUUUUACUUUUGGUGUCUGUGUGCUCCUGGAUGACGAAGAGCACCAAAGAGCUUUGAAUGAACUGCAGGCAUGUCGUGCCCUACUGGCUGACCUAAAAACCCCUUUCGAAGUAAAGGUCAAGGGCCUGGAGGUAUCACAUGAUGAUCCGCGCUCAACUCGUCGUCUUUAUGGUCGCAUCGAAUCUCCGGACCUGCAGAAGUUCGCAGAUCAGUGCUUCGCGCACUUCCAGAGAACCGGACUUUGCCCCUCAGAUAAAUACCAUCGCGAUUCCAUCCAGAUGCACAUUACUAUAAUGAACGUCCGAUUUCGCCAGGCGGAGAUGAAGCCAGGGGACACGUUUGAUGCCCGUGAGAUUCUGGAUCGCUUUGGAGACUUCGACUUCGGUACGAUCCAGUGCCAGGCAGUGAAGAUGUGUGUGUUGGGAUCGCGCGUUGGCGACAACUUUUACAAGAUAUCCGGCAGUCUGGAAUUCUAAGAUUAUUUUCUGGAACUAUCCGGAUAUUUUCGUUUUAUUGAAGCAUGCAUAAUAUGCAAAAAUAUUAAUAUUCAUAUGUGCCAAAUUAGAGCCAACGUCAUAUAUACGGUUUGGUUGAAGUCUAUUGAACUGAGACAUUCACGUGCUUUUUGUAGAAUUUAAUAAGACAAACAAGAAAGUUUUCAUAUACCCAUUCAGUAUUCAGUUUUUCAGUUGCCUUUUAAUAUAAUUAAAUGAUAAAGAAAGUUAUAAAAUAACCAUUUAUAUUUCGAUAAAUAAAGUGUAUUUUGAUUUGCCAAAGAUAUACAAAAAACAGUUUAAUGCGUUUUCUUAGGGAUUCGUGGAUUUUUCAAACUUUACCUGAUUGUACUCAAAAUGUAUCAAUUUCAAAAAUUUCGGGUCUCUAGACUUAAAUGUGAUGGUAUUUGUAAAUUGAUACACAAGAAAAGUUAGACAAAAGAAAAACUAAGACCUUUUUUUUUGCAAAAUUUUGGCCAUAAAUGUCCAUACA
Messenger RNA from Drosophila subpulchrella, 1523 nucleotides. Its product is annotated as activating signal cointegrator 1 complex subunit 1-like. Gene Ontology annotation, cellular component: nucleus. Gene Ontology annotation, molecular function: RNA binding. The transcript is spliced from 4 exons. Bases 80 to 1012 code for a protein of 310 amino acids. Gene Ontology annotation, biological process: regulation of DNA-templated transcription; DNA alkylation repair. The record is from RefSeq and is a predicted model, not a curated record. Lineage: Eukaryota; Metazoa; Arthropoda; Insecta; Diptera; Drosophilidae.